UCCACGGACUCGAAUCGUAGUCAUUGACCUCUCUGAGGCAAAAGCUCGAACACUUGGUGGGUAUUAAUACGCGCGGUUCUGGACAUGGAGGCGAAAAGCUUCGGCAACGGCGGCGCCGCCGCUCCUCACGUGGCGCUGCUUCCCAUGCCGGGCACCGGACAUCUUAUUCCUUUUGGGGAGCUUGCUAAGAUCCUCGUCUCCCGCCACGGCUUCUCCGUCACCAUCAUCACCUUAGCUGCCUCCGCCUCCAAGGCCCAGGACGCAGUCCUCUCCUCCCUCCCUCCGGCCAUCGCCUCCCUCGCCCUCCCAGCCGUCCCGCUCGAUGACCUCCCCGCCGACGCCCACCUUGUGACCAUCUUGGCCGUCGCCGCCUCCCGCUCCGCCCACUUCCUCCGCACCGAGUUGUCCCGCCUCCAGGCCUCCUCUAACCUCGUCGCCAUCGUCGGCGACAUCUUCACUACCGACGCCUUUGCUGUCGCCCGCGGCCUCGGCGUCCCGCCGUACUUGUUCUUCCCCUCCAAUCUCCUCUGUCUCUCGAUCUUCCUCCAUCUCCCCGAGCUCGACGCCUCCGUCGCCUGCGAGUACCGGGAUCUCCCGGAGCCGCUCCGCCUCCCUGGUUGCGUACCAGUCCCUGGACCGGAACUGGUCGAACCGAUUCAGGAUCGGUCCAACGAGGCCUACCGGUGGAUGCUCCACCACGGGCGCCAAUACCGGGACGCCGAGGGAAUCAUCGUGAACACGUUCGAGGCGUUGGAGCCGGACGCCGCCAAGGUCCUGAGGCAGAACGAGCCGGGCCGGCCGCCAGUCUAUCUUGUCGGGCCGCUGACGCGGACCCUGCCGGCGGUGGGCGAAAAGGACGCCGAGUGCUUGCGGUGGUUGGACCGGCAGCCGGCCGGGUCAGUGCUGUUCGUGUCCUUUGGCAGCGCCGGGACCCUGUCGACGGCGCAGAUGGCGGAGCUAGCUCUGGGUCUUGAGAUGAGCAGGGAGCGGUUCCUGUGGGUGGUCCGGAGCCCCAACGACGACGGCGACGUGUGCGAGGCCUACUUCACGGCCCAGAGCAAGGCGGAUCCCUUCCGCUUCCUGCCCGCCGGGUUCGUGGAGCGGACCAGCGAGGUGGGCAUGCUGGUCCCGUCGUGGGCCCCUCAGGUAGCGGUGCUGGGCCACUCCGCCACCGGCGGCUUCCUGAGCCACUGCGGUUGGAACUCGACGAUGGAGAGCGUCAUGGCUGGAGUAGCCAUACUGGCGUGGCCGCUCUUCGCGGAGCAGAGGCAAAACGCGGUGAUGCUGGCGGAAGGGGCGAGGAUCGCGCUGCGGCCGCAGGCGGCGGAAGGCGGACUGGUGUCGCGCGAAGAAGUGGCACGGGUUGUGAAAGAACUGAUGGAGGGGGAGGAAGGGAAGGCUGCGCGGCGGCGGGUGUUGGAGCUGAAGGAGGCGGCGUUGAGGAGUCUUGAGGAUGGCGGCGCAGCCUUCCAUGCGCUGGAUGAGGCGGCGGGAAGGUGGAAGACCACCAAUUAAAUCAAAUAAUUAAAAGAAAAAAAACCUUAUUAUAUUACAAUAUCAUUGAUCCCGUCCGGAAGCUGAGUCGGACGGAGG
Messenger RNA from Zingiber officinale, 1593 nucleotides. Its product is annotated as hydroquinone glucosyltransferase-like. The coding region runs from base 85 to 1515 and encodes 476 amino acids. The record is from RefSeq and is a predicted model, not a curated record. Gene Ontology annotation, molecular function: UDP-glycosyltransferase activity. Lineage: Eukaryota; Viridiplantae; Streptophyta; Magnoliopsida; Zingiberales; Zingiberaceae. The transcript has a single exon.